Raphanus sativus (radish) is the source of this 1167-nucleotide messenger RNA. Its product is annotated as peroxisomal membrane protein 13-like. The transcript is spliced from 4 exons. Gene Ontology annotation, biological process: protein import into peroxisome matrix, docking. The coding region runs from base 104 to 970 and encodes 288 amino acids. The record is from RefSeq and is a predicted model, not a curated record. Gene Ontology annotation, cellular component: peroxisome; peroxisomal importomer complex; peroxisomal membrane. Lineage: Eukaryota; Viridiplantae; Streptophyta; Magnoliopsida; Brassicales; Brassicaceae.
UCUCUCUCUCUCUCUCUUUCUCUCUCUCUCUCUCUCUCUCUACUACACGCUUGAGGCGCUUGACGUUAGGCCGCGUCUGAGAGUUCUUGAAUUGUCUCGGUUUAUGGCAACGUAUCACCCAUCAGGUGGAAGACCUCCUAAACCUCGGGUACGAGAAGGAAACAACAACAACAACACAUCUGCUCCUAACCCUUUCAGGCCUCCUUCAAAUACCACCAGCACGGCUGCUUCUGUUGAGGCUUCUGGCACAGCUAACCCUGGUGAACUAGUUUCUUCUCUGAAUAGGAAUCAUACUGCUGCUGGUAAUAUGAAUCUACUGGGUAGACCUGUGCCAGCUAGACCUUGGUUGCCGCAGACGUAUGGCGGUUAUGGUCCAAAUCUAGGUAUGAACUCUGGUUAUGGUUUGGGUGCAUAUGGUUAUGGGCUUGGAAGGUAUGGUGGUGGUAGCAUGCAUAAUAGAGGAGGUAUGUAUGGUGUUGGUGGUGGUCUCUAUGGAAGUUCAGGUAUGCAUGGUGGUGGGAUGUACAAUAGAAGUUUCGGUGGUGGUUAUGGUAUGGGAAUGGGGAUGAUUCCUUAUGGUGGUCAAGAUCCAAACGACCCUUCUAAUCAACCUCCAUCUCCACCUGGCUUCUGGAUAUCCUUUCUCCGUGUGUUGCAAGGUGCUGUGAAUUUCUUUGGGCGUGUAGCAAUGCUGAUAGACCAGAACACACAGGCCUUUCAUAUGCUCAUGUCUGCUCUUCUUCAGCUAUGUGAUCGUGGUGGUAUGUUAUAUGGAGAAUUAGCAAGAUUUGUAUUGCGUUUGCUCGGGGUGAAAACAAAGCCUGGCAUGAUGCAGCAGCAGACACAAGGAGCUAAUGGACUCCCUUUACCUCACCAGCCCCAUGGAAACCAGAACUGCGUUGUUGAGGGGGCUAAACCUGCUGCACCAGGUGGUGAUGGCGGUGGUUGGGACAGUGUAUGGGGUAACUAAGUUGUUUUGUUUCUUUCAUUAGCCAAAAUCCUUCAACACUGCUUCUGAAUACACCAUGAGAAUUAGUUAGUUGCGAAUAGAAAGACAAGUCGUGUGAUAAACGAGUUUAAAGUGAAAUCGCAAGUGUUUAGAGAAGUUUUUGUUGGAAUUCAUAUAAUAUUUUGAGCUCUUCUUUUAACUGGAUUUGAGACAACAAA